Molecule: messenger RNA, 2190 nt
Organism: Adineta ricciae
Lineage: Eukaryota; Metazoa; Rotifera; Eurotatoria; Adinetida; Adinetidae
Source: the annotation of a GenBank genome assembly
AUGUCUUCUACCCCGGACAAUCGUAUCUUAACAUCAGCGAUUGAAACAUAUCGGCAAUAUGCUGGUCAGCCAACGCUAGCGGAUAUUGAGUCGUGUCGUCAAGAUUCGAAUGAUGAGAUCCUUCAUUUGACACCGUAUUUUUCUACGAUGGAUCUUGUGAAAUUAGAGGAUCUUGUCUAUACACGCUCGUUCACGUAUUCGUUAAAAAGCAAACAAUUGUUAUUUACGAGUAACGUGACACCGGUGAAUAAAACAAUCGUCCGUCGUCUUGCCUCACCCAAUGGCAAAUAUCUCGCGUUAGUGACGAAAGAAAGUAAAGGUGAACAAGAAUUGCAGUAUGUUCAAAUUUGGCACGAUGAACAUUUGAUAUUCGGCUAUGAAGUCAAUGAUGCUAAAAUAUCUCCACAUGGAAAAAUUUUGCCGAAAAAUGAUUAUGCAAGUUUUUUCGAAUGGAGUUCUGAUUCUCGUCGUUUGGUUUUUGCAGCUGAAGAGAAACGUAAACCUUUGAAAUCAUAUUUUACGGCAGAAAAAUUGGACGAUAUCGGAGAACCUGCUAGUACCUAUCGCGAGAAUUGGGGUGAACAAAUGGAAACGUUCGAAACAUCUGUCAUUUGUGUCUUUGAUCUGGAGACGAAGCAAGUGAAAUUGAUUGAAAAUCAACCAAAAGAUUUGUAUUUUGGCCAAUGUACUUGGACAACAAACCCGGACGAAUUGAUUCUUGUUGCAUUCCGUCUUCAGCCAUAUCGAUUAGGUUUGAUCUACUGCGAAAACCGUUCUUCCGCGUUAUUCAAAUGUAAUUGGCGGCAAAAUGAAUGGACCCAAUUGACAGAAUUUGACAAAAUCUGUCGAUUAUUUCCUCGACAUUUACCGAAAACAGAUAAUCAAUUUGUGUAUCUUCAAGCGGAUGUCAAUCGAGCACAUAAACAAUGUCAACGUUUGAUUUUAUUUAACACACAAACAAAACAAGAAGAAAUUCUUAUCGAUCGAAUUGACAAUGUUGAAUAUGCCAAUCAAAAUACACCACCAUUCGCUGCUGAAUGGGACACACAAUUCAAAGGUAUUUACUUACCAUUAGUUCUUCGUUGUUAUUCGUCUGAUGGCCGUUAUCUUCUUAUCCGUUCAACUUCUGGCUCGCGAAAUGUCUUAUAUGUCUACGAUUUCACCGAGAAGAAACUAAUUCCAAUCGAGUCACCAUUAGGAGUGAAUACAUCUGUGAAUGGAUUGGCUAUAUUCGGUCAUUAUAUUGCAGUUAAUGUGGUAGAUUGUCGUACACCGUAUCGAUUGUAUGUAUUCGACUUGAAAACGUUGAACAGUGCGGAAAAAGAUAAGAACGGCUGGUAUUUGAUUGUGGAACAUGAAUUUAAAAAGGAAGAAAGAAGUAAAAUUGAAUGGAAUCUUGAUCGAUUCUUUCCCGAUAAGGAAAAUUUGCCUGUGGAAUCAAUCUACGUUUAUCAGCGUGAGACAGAAGCGAAGCGACCGCUGAUGGUUCUAGUUCAUGGUGGACCGAACUCAAUUGUUCCUUUGGAUUAUUAUGUGGGUGUCGUCGCAUACAUUUCAUUGGGUUUCGAUGUUCUCAUUGUGAAUUAUCGAGGUUCGAUCGGCUUUGGACAAAAUUCAAUUGAUAAAUUACUUGGCAAUAUAUCAAAAACUGAUGUUCAAGAUUGUCAUGAUGCUAUUCGUCGUUGUUUGGAUUACACACAACCUAAUCGACCUGUUAUACUCAUCGGUGGAUCUCAUGCAGGUGUGAUCAUUGGCCGUUUAAUUGGCGAAUACCCAGAUGAUUACGCAGUCGCUGUCCUACGAAAUCCCGUCAUGGAUCUUCUUCAUACAUAUAUAACAUCGGACAUUCCUGAUUGGGCGCUUGCACAGUCCGUCAAUAGUGAUUUUGACUUUGAAACUGGUCGCAAUCGGUUUUUCGAUCUAUCAUUGACAUCAUAUUUAAUUGAACGAUCGUCGAUUCAUUUACUGGACAAAGUUAAAACACCAGUUCUAUUUCAACUUGGUAAAAAGGAUCGUCGUGUCCCAUGGAGUAUUGGUCUUCGUUAUUACGAAAGUUUGAAGGCAAAGAACGUUCCAACAAAAUUAUACGUAUAUGAUAGUAAUCAUGCACUGAGCGAAGUUUCGAGUGCUAGUGAUUGUUUCGUCAAUACAGUUCUAUUUAUACACGAACAUUUGAAAUUAGGAGCCUAG